AUGCGCGGAUCCCACAUUUCGUGUACUCACUUCUGUCAAACUAGCAUGAGUCUGGGGGGGGCCGAUCGUACCGCGGGGGGGGGGGGGGAGGGGGGGGCAGGGCGUCCCGAUAAUCACUCCGCCUACCACCUCGUGAACGUAUCACCCGUGAAGACUAUCUUCGUUCCUCCAAGAUUCUCCAUCUUUCGCCUUCUAAGUUCUUUGCGCACACACCCUCUGUCUCCACCCACCUACCUCACCGUACUCACUUCUACCAAACUGAGUUCCAUCUCUUAA
Messenger RNA from Dicrocoelium dendriticum, 276 nucleotides. Lineage: Eukaryota; Metazoa; Platyhelminthes; Trematoda; Plagiorchiida; Dicrocoeliidae. The record is from the annotation of a GenBank genome assembly.